AUGGGUGGGAAGGUGCCCCACAAGCAGCUGGCCACUAAGGUGGCCUGCAAGAGCGCGCCAGCCACGGGCGGUGUGAAGAAGCUGGACGCUGCUCGAGAUCCGCCGCUCUCAGAAGUCCACCGAGCUUCUUAUCUGCAAGGUCCAGUUCCAGCGGCUGAUGCACCUCACAACGACUUCAAGACCGACCUAUACUCCCAGAACUUGGCUGUCAUGACGUUGCAGGAGGCGUGUGUGGCCUACCUGUUUGGGCUCUUCGAGGAUACCAACUUUUGCACCAUCCACACCAAGCGCAUCACCGUUAUGCCCAAGGACAUCCAGCUGGUGGGCGGCAUCCGCGGAGAGAGGACAUAA
Molecule: messenger RNA, 351 nt
Organism: Sorex araneus (European shrew)
Lineage: Eukaryota; Metazoa; Chordata; Mammalia; Eulipotyphla; Soricidae
Exons: 1
Coding region: 1-351 (116 amino acids)
Cellular component (GO): nucleosome
Molecular function (GO): structural constituent of chromatin; protein heterodimerization activity; DNA binding
Source: RefSeq, a predicted model, not a curated record